GAGCCGAGCCGGGCCGAGCCGAGCCGAGCCGAGCCGAGCCGAUGCUGCCGUGCCUGCGUCCCCGCGGAUGCACAACCGCGUUUGCCACGUGCAUUCAGUUCCAAGGACUGGCAAGGCAUUUGCUUUUGAAGUAACACCGCGUGAAUGUGCUAAGGUGGAAGUGAAUCUCUGCUUGCCUUGACAGCCAGGACAGCUCAAUCCAGGAUUUUGAGCAAAAAAAAAAAAAAAAAGAAUCGUUCUUUUGGCUCCAGACUUUGAGGUAACAGCUCUCUGAAGACAGGCUUCUUCCAAACCUGCAUGUGAGGUGAGCGUUCAGGGAAGCAGCCUGUCCUUCUGCCCAAGCUAUCUGAGCCCACAUCACUUCUCCAGCCUCAGCAAAGACACUGGAUUUGCCAAGCCUCAACUUGUCACUGCCACCUGAGCCCUGGAAGAGCUCAGAGAGAUCCUCAGGGUCCCUGGUUGUGCCUGGAUUGGUGCUGAGGCGGAGCAGCAGCACGGAGCAGCAGGUGAGCCUGGCAGGGCUGCCUGCAGCUUGGGACGGCACUCUCAUGGUCCCCAGGAGUGGCCUCCAGCCUGCAGCUGGCACCUCCUACAGAUACAAACUGCAGUGCCUGUGGAGCCAGGUGAGGCAGAUCGCCAGGGAGAGGGACAAGGCGAGGCUCAGUUUGGAGAAGGCGGAGAGACACUGCCUACAGCUGGGCAGGAAGCUGGAUGAGCAGUACAUCACUCUUGAGCACACCCAGAGCAAGCUCAGGAAUUUUCAGGCAGAAAUAGAGGCAAAAGAGCUGCUUUUGCAGCAAGCAGUGAGUCACCAGGCAAAGCUGGAGGCUGCUACACAGCUCCUCCAGGGCAAAGAGGCCAACCUGCAAGGGAGACUGAACCAUGUGAUGAAUGAGAACACACAGCUACAAAACAAGGUCACAGAGAUGGCUGAGAAACUGUCAGCCUCUGAGGAAAUGGUGUUGGAGCUACAAAAAGAACUCAACCACAUUGUGAAGGAUAAGCUGGAGCAGGGGGAACCCCACAGCCCAGAAUUCCUGAAGCAGAGUGAGCGCUUUGCCGAAAUUGUCCUGGAGUACGAGCGGCAGUGCCAGGUGCUGCACGAGCAGAACGGAGCGCUGCGGAGGGAGCUGCAGGGGCUGCGCCUCCAGCUGCAGGAGAGCAGGGCUGAGGGAGGGCUGCCAGCAGCAGAAAUGUCACUCCCCGUGGAGCAGCUCCAAGAGCAGCUGCAGGACCUGAAGGUGCAGCUGGAAACCAAGAGUGAUGAGGGCAAGGAGGGGCUCUCUCACCAGGAUGUCAAGAGGCCUCAGCUGGGCUGUGAGCCCCCUGAGCACAAGGCUGGUGACAGUGCUGGCCCUGGCACUGCCCAGCUGCACAGCCAGAGCCUUCUGGAGGCUGAGUGGCUACAAGGAGCAGAGAUUGCUGCCAGGCUGGAGCACCACCAGAGGCAUGCAGCAUGCUGGAUGGAGAUGGAGCUGCUCCAACAGCAGCUCCGGGCCUCGCAGGAAAAGCUUUUGGAAGCCAAAGCUAGCCUGAGCCUGGCCCAGGCCCAGCACGCCCUGCAGUUGCAGCAGGCCAAGGCCCAGAUAAACAGCAUGGUGCCAAAGAAGCAGUUUGAGCAGCUGCAAAACACCCUGAGAGAGGAACAGUGCAAGACUCAGCAGCUCCAGGAAAGCCUCCAGCUGCAGGCUGAGCAGACAUGCAGGCAGCUGGUCAGGAUCCAGGAGGAACAUGAGCAGCUGCUGCAGGCAGCUGUGGAGCAGGCAGAGGGGCUGGAGCAGAGUCUGAGGAAUGCUGAAGCUGUGCUGGCAGAGAGGGCAGCUCAGCUCAGAGAUGCCCAGGUGAGUGUCAGAGGGGCUGGUGCUGUGUCCCUGCCCAUCUGGUGCUCCUGCAUGGGAUGCUGAACCUGAAGCCUCCUGUCCCUGCUGUAGGCCCAGCUCUCCAGGAACAAACUGUUGAUUGAAGAGCUCUGUGGAGAGAACAGGAGGUUUGCAAUGGCCCUGCAGGCUGCUGAGCUGAAGCAGAAGAGCAUGGAGGAGAAGAACCAGCUGUUGGAGGAACAAGCCUCAGCUCUGAAGCAGCUUAUUGGAAAAAUCACACCAGCAUCUCUGAGUGGGUGAUGGAACAUCUGCAGUGGUGGCCCCUGGUCCUGGCUGGGGCUGGUCAGGUGCAGAAUGGGAGAUAUGGCUGGGUUGGGAAAUCAGCCUUGUCCUCUCUGGUCUUGCCAGGAUUUUCCUGUGCAGAAAAUAGCAGAUGGGGAGCCUAGAUUCCUUUGAGGAAAUUGGACUUGUGGAUAGCUGAAUUUUCCAUCUGAAAGCAGCAGCCUUGGUGCCUUUCCCAGUGGCAGUGUGCUGUUAUGUCAUGUCUGUCUCAGGGCAGCCAGCUCAUAGGAUUUUCUUUGGCAGUGUUUGGGGGUGGUGCAGGUGCUCCAUCUCUGCAGAAGGCUGAUGUUGGAGCCACAGUUACAUCUCAAAAGCCAGAAAGGCUUGCAGGACCCUGUGCCUGGCUCACUCCAAGCAGGAAAGCUGAGUUGUGGCAUUAAAGAAUUUGUAAUG
Camarhynchus parvulus is the source of this 2555-nucleotide messenger RNA. RefSeq names its product ninein-like protein. Bases 549 to 1904 code for a protein of 451 amino acids. The transcript is spliced from 13 exons. Lineage: Eukaryota; Metazoa; Chordata; Aves; Passeriformes; Thraupidae. Gene Ontology annotation, biological process: microtubule anchoring at centrosome. Gene Ontology annotation, cellular component: centrosome. The record is from RefSeq and is a predicted model, not a curated record.